AUGGAGUUCUCCGAAGAUGACUUCACUCGGCUAUUGGUCAUGGAGCAGGCGCGAAAGACCGCUGAAGCUAACUACGCCAAGAACCCUCUGGACUCCGACAACUUAACGAAGUGGGGAGGAGCGCUGCUGCAAUUAUGCCAAUUGGAGAGAGGUCCCGAAGCAAUGUCUCGGAUGAUAAAUGAGGCUGUAUCUAAGUUUGAGGAGGCUCUGGGUAUAAACCCUUCAAAGCAUGAAGCUUUGUGGGGGAUGGGGAAUGCGGAGACUAAUCUCGCAUUCCUGACUCCUGAUCCGGAUCAGGCAGACGGACACUUUUCAGCAGCCGCUCAGCUUUAUCAACGAGCUCUGGAAGAGGCUCCGAAUAAUCUGAUAUAUCAGCAGUCUUUGAUGGAGGUUUCUAAGGCACCAGAGAUACACAGGCAGGCCUUUGCUGGUGGUCACCCGGCUCUGGGCGAUGCCUCUGUUGCUUCUUCAACAUCCAAGGGUUCCAGGAACAAAAAGGGAAGUAAGACCAAGGAUCUCAUAUACGACGCUUGUGGGUGGAUCAUACUUGUUGCGGGAGUUGCCACUGUUUUAGCAAUGUCCGCAAGGUCCCGAAGCCAGCUUCCACCUCCUCCGCCUCCUUUCUAA
Messenger RNA from Linum trigynum, 627 nucleotides. The record is from the annotation of a GenBank genome assembly. Lineage: Eukaryota; Viridiplantae; Streptophyta; Magnoliopsida; Malpighiales; Linaceae.